UGUCAUUGAGAGCCCUCGCUGCCGGGAUGAGGCGAGAUCGGCUCUGGGAUUGCACACUGUUCUUGAAAGAGAAGUAACUGGCCCGCUGGCACCUGGAACCCAGCACCCAGGAGGUGAACCCAGACGGACCUGAGGAGGAGCCUGUGUCCUGUGUCCUUGGGAGGCUGCUCACUGGAUCAAGAUGACCACAGCCACCACUUUGGGGGACGCUGUCUUCUCGCUGAACAUGACCAGAGGAGAAGACUUCCUGUAUAAGAGUUCUGGAGCCAUCGUGGCUGCCAUCGUGGUGGUGGUCAUCAUCAUCGUCACCUUGGUUCUGAUCCUGUUGAAGAUGUACAACAGGAGAAUGAGGACCAGGCGGGAGCUGGAGCCCAAGAGCCCGAAGCCACCUGUCCCUCCUGCCCUGGACCCAAACAGCAAUGGUGGCCAGCAGCCUGUGACUGUGACCUUCAACCCUGCAGACAACCAAGUGGAGACUCGGUGACCCUGCUCCGCGCCAUCCCUGCCUCUGCAAAGAGCUUUUAUGACCCAGAAACACACUCUUCUGGCAGCUUCACUGAGUUCUUUCUGGUUGGGUAAACUGAGGCACCUUUCAUAUAGCCCCUGCAGCUUGAAGCCAUCCUUAACUAUGUUCUGCUCUGGCCUCCCCAGCUGUGUCCGUAUCCCUGCUGCCACUACACCAAAGAGCUAAGGACAUUCUUUUGUCACCUGAUGAGAAGCAUUCUGCCGGGGAUACUGGUGUGAGUGUGGUUCUUGCUCCAUGAAUGCUACAGCUAGACAGACAGACAGACAGACAGACAGACAGACAUCCGAGUGUUCUGGUCAGGGGUCAGGGAGUGCUAAUGAUAACGUCACCCAGGGUCUACCUUAAGCGUCAUGUCCACAACUUUGCAGAACAGAUCCUCAAUCCCAUAUCAGAUGCAAGGAAACUAACUUGGACUAACUAAGCACAAAACCAACUUGGUAAUGACUAACCUAUUCCAGGACUAGAUGACCACUAGCCAGCUCAUGAUGGCUGGUUAGAUCGCUUUUCCCCCUUAAGGGACAAAGGGUACAAGAGUCUGGACUUGGUGGCACAUGCCUGUCAUCUCAGCACUCAGUAGAGGCAGGAACAUUGUGAUUACAAGGCCAGCUUUGGUUGCACAUGGAGAUAUUUAACUAAAAAAAAAAUACAGAAUAAACAGUGUUCUCCAAAAAAUUCUACUUCAUUAGUAGUCAGGAGAAGAUGUCCCAAGGAGCAGAGGCUAUCUCUAGGGUGAGGAGCAGAGGCUAGCUCUAGGGUGAGGAGCAGAGGCUAUCUCUAGGGUGAGGAGCAGAGGCUAGCUCUAGGGUGAGGAGCAGAGGCUAGCUCUAGGGUGAAGAGCAGAGGCUAGCUCUAGGGUGAGGAGCAGAGGCUAUCUCUAGGGUGAGGAGCAGAGGCUAGCUCGAGGGUGAGGAGCAGAGGCUAUCUCUAGGGCGAGGAGCAGAGGCUAGCUCUAGGGUGAGGAGCAGAGGCUAGCUCUAGGGUGAGACAUUGUUAUGGUGCCCAUGCUUGGGUUGUGUGGUAGCUGCUCAAGAGACCCUUCCUUCUGCCCCAGGUGGACUACCCCCACUCCUCAUUUUCUGACUCCCUUUUAUUUGGAUGCUAAGCUCCCUUGAGAGUCCCCUUGCCUCUGGGACAAGUCUUUUGAGGCCCAUUAAACUCUGCAUUUCCUGUGUCCUUCCUGGUCACCUUGCAGAGACAGUGAACGCACCCAGAGACAACCGAUCCUCUGUGCCAGCUGACCUCUGAGCCCUGGGCCGGAAGACGGUCCACUAGCAGGGACAGACAUUUGGAAUUAAGAUUUACAUCCAAGCUGUACUAUCUUACUGACCUUGAAAAGGUGAUUCCGGGGCUCAUGCAAUGACUCAGUGGGUACAUGUAACCAAGUCUGACAACCUAAGUUCGAUCCUCAGGACCCACACGGCGGAGAAGAGAGCAGGUUCCUGUAACCUACCCUCUCGUGUCUACAUGUGUGUUGUGGUGCACCACAAACACAAUAAACAAAUUAAAUAUAAGUCAAACAAAUUUGAAAAGAAAAGGUUCCUGGGGGAUCUAGGAAGACGGCUGAGUGGCUAAGAGGGCUUGCUGUACAACCUGAGUUCAAAGCCCCAGAACUCACCUAAAAAGCUACCUGUGGUGAGACACACCUCUAACCCCAGCCCUGGGAAGAGGUAGAGAUGGAGGAAUCAUUGUGGCUUGCUCACUGCCAGCCUGGCUUCAGGAUCAGUGAAAAAGUCUGUGGCAAAGGAGUAAGACAGAGGACAAUAGAGCGGGCCACUCGAUGUCCUUCUCUGGUCCAGGUAUGCUCACAGGGGAGCGUAUGUCACACACGUAACACACACAAAAGUUUUUUUGAGACAGGGUCUCUCUACAUAGCUCUGACUGGCCUGGAACUCAUUAUGUAGAGCAGGCUGGACUUGAAUCCACAGAGAUCCUCCUGUCUCUGCCUCCUAAGUGCUGGGAUUAAAGGUAUGCACCAACCAUACCUGGUUAAAAAUAUUUAAGUGAUUCAGGCCUGGCAUGGUGACUCCCAAUUAUAAUCCCAGCAUUUGAAGUGAGAUAGAGACAUAGGAGCUCCGAUCAAGAGUUUAAGGUCAGCCGGGCGGUGGUGGCGCACGCCUUUAAUCCCAGCACUCGGGAGGCAGAGGCAGGCGGAUCUCCAUGAGUUCGAGGCCAGCCUGGGCUACAGAGUGAGCUCCAGGAAAGGCGCAAAGCUUACACAGAGAAACCUUGUC
Peromyscus californicus insignis is the source of this 2757-nucleotide messenger RNA. RefSeq names its product non-compact myelin associated protein (gene Ncmap). Gene Ontology annotation, biological process: peripheral nervous system myelin formation; regulation of myelination. The transcript is spliced from 4 exons. The record is from RefSeq and is a predicted model, not a curated record. Gene Ontology annotation, molecular function: structural constituent of myelin sheath. NCBI's taxonomy places the organism in Eukaryota, Metazoa, Chordata, Mammalia, Rodentia, Cricetidae. The coding region runs from base 182 to 484 and encodes 100 amino acids. Gene Ontology annotation, cellular component: paranode region of axon; plasma membrane; Schmidt-Lanterman incisure.